AGGCACACCGCCAAAUUAAAGAGAUUCCAACUUCCAUCUCCGGCAUGGACCGACCCGAUGGCACCACUACCGUCAUUACCGACAGGGCUGACCCCGGCGCAAAGUCGCUGAGGAUCGAUGGAGAAGCAGCAGCAGCAAGAAUGGAGGGUCUUGAAUCACCUACAUUGUCGUCCCUUUUGUCCCCGCCCCAACCACCACACAAUCGCGCCGUCACCCCCUUGCUCGUUCUGGUUCUGCUAGUAAACCUGUCAGCGAGUCUUUACCAGCUCCCACUCAAUCGUGUCAUUGAGCGACGUAUCUGUCGCGACUUCUUCCGUAACCUCGUUGACGAUGGAUCCGACGCCGUCUUUCUCCCGGACGGCCAGGUCCGCGAACAGCUGUGCAAGGUGAGCGAGGUACAGCAGGACCUGGCGCGCGUGCAGCGAGGGAUGGAUCUUGCAUGGAUAAUAGGAGAUCUCAUCAUGACCAUACCCUUGGGCUUCGUGGCCGAGAGGCACGGCAGACGUCUCGUGUUGCUGCUCAACCUUGUCCCGCGCAUCGCCAUGCUGGCAUGGGCUGUGGUCAUAGGUUAUUUUGAAAAUGUGUUUCCGGCCCGUCUGCUGUAUCUUGCGCCCAUGCUAUCCGUGCUUGGUGGUGAUUGUGUCUUCAACUCCAUCACCUAUGCAUUUGCUGCAGGUUUGACAGAAGACAAUGUGCUCCGGGCUUCGUACUUUGGUUAUAUGAGCUCCAUCACAUAUGUCGUUGCCCUCGUCGGUCCUGCCUUUGCCUCAGCCACCAUGAGCUUAAACCUCUGGCUGCCUUUCCUCAUUGGCAUAUCACUACUCUUCCUCGCCUCCCGUGUCAUCCCCAUGCUCCCUGAUAGUCGCCACGACCAGCGCCAGGAGGAGUCUUUAGCCAACAACUCCACAUCAUCGUUCCCGAAGUUUCACGCCCACCAGCCUGUCAUGCAAGCAAUCGUCCACCGGCUCAAUUUCCUCUACGCCUUUGUCGCCUCUCGCCCGCGCAACUUUGCUUUUCUCCUAAUCAGCAUGUUUCUCACCUCGCUCGCCAGCGCUGACACCAAACUGCUGGUCCAGUACAUCUCGCAGCGCUACACAUGGUCGUUUUCGUCGGCGGGCUACCUUUUGUCGGCCAAGGCUUGCGUCAACUUCGUCCUCCUGACCGUCGUCGUGCCCUCACUGUUGCGCGCCCGAGCAAAGAAGACCAUCGUCUCGGCCGAGAGGCAGAAUCUCUUUUGGGCAAACGUGUGUCUGGUCAUGUCGGUCAUGGGCGCGACCUUGAUCGGCCUGGCGCCCACCGUGUGGCUGCUCGUCCCGGCCAUGGGCGUCUACGCGCUCGGGUCGGCCCUGCCCGUGUUUACGCUGAGCCUGCUCAAGUCACCGCAGGUGUCGCCGGUGCAGCAGCAGAAUCCCAAGGAUGAUGAUGAAGAUGAUGAUGGUGAUGACGACGAUAAUAACGAAUACAACGGACUGGGUUCGCCCACCUCGGUUACUGGCAUCAUUGGUGGUGGUAGGCUCAGCAGUGAGUCACAUGACACGACCGUGUUUUCGGUCGUCAUGCUCGUCAAGACGGUCGGGUCGCUGGUCGGCGUGCCCAUUGUGACUAGCUUGUGGAUUGUGGGUAUCGAUCUCAGGUUCGAGGGGCUUGGCCUGCCGUAUUUUGUCAGCGCUGGGUGUUAUUUCGCCGCUUUGGUGGUUCUUUUCCGCAUUAAUGUGAUUUAG
Molecule: messenger RNA, 1721 nt
Organism: Pyricularia grisea
Lineage: Eukaryota; Fungi; Ascomycota; Sordariomycetes; Magnaporthales; Pyriculariaceae
Exons: 2
Coding region: 45-1721 (558 amino acids)
Biological process (GO): transmembrane transport
Cellular component (GO): membrane
Molecular function (GO): transmembrane transporter activity
Source: RefSeq, a predicted model, not a curated record